Molecule: messenger RNA, 465 nt
Organism: Linum trigynum
Lineage: Eukaryota; Viridiplantae; Streptophyta; Magnoliopsida; Malpighiales; Linaceae
Source: the annotation of a GenBank genome assembly
AUGGUGGCCUUAUCAUGCUUGAAUGGUGAGCAAAAGUCACAGCUUCCCUGGAUGGUGGAUAGUGGCUGUAGUAACCACAUGACUGGAGAUCUGGAGUCCUUCACCAACAUCGAUGACAAAUACCGCUCUCAAGUCAAGUUGGGAGACAGAAAGAAGCUAAAAGUGGAAGGAAAAGGCACAGUUGUUGUCUGCACAGAAGAAGGCAACAAAACUCUCAUUCGAGAUAUUUUGUAUGUUUCGGAGCUAACUCUCAAUCUACUUAGCGUGGGACAACUGAUGCUGAAAAAUUACAAGCUAUUGUUUGAUAAUGGCGUAUGCGAGAUUAUCAACAAAGCAUACGAUUUCAUGGUGGCCAAAGUCCCGAUGACUUCCAACAGAAUUUUCUCUCUUGCUAUGUCACAAAAUGGUGAAGUAGCAUUCAAGAGUGAAUAUCUGGAUCAAUCCUUCCUAUGGCAUCUCAGAUAA